Molecule: messenger RNA, 1164 nt
Organism: Solanum lycopersicum (tomato)
Lineage: Eukaryota; Viridiplantae; Streptophyta; Magnoliopsida; Solanales; Solanaceae
Gene: SLF12
Product: S-locus F-box protein type-12
Molecular function (GO): protein binding
Source: RefSeq, marked provisional
AUGAUGAAUGGAACAAUAAAGAAAUUAUCAGAAGAUGUGGAGAUUUAUAUAUUUUUCAAGCUCCCAAUGAAAUCUAUUAUGCGAUUCAAAUGUGUUACUAAAACUUGGUGCAAUCUCAUGCAAUUGUUUAGUUUCAUCAAUCUUCAUCAUAACUACACCUCUUCAAAAAAAGACGAAUUCGUUCUAUUUAAACAAUCAUUGAAAGAACAAAAUGUAUUUACAAAUCCUUUAUCUUUUCUCCGAACUCCUAAUGGUGAUGAUGAUCUUGAUUAUAUUACUCGUGAUCUAGAGGUGCCAUAUCUGUCCACCGGUUAUGGUAGUAUCUUUCAUCAAUUCAACGGUCCUUGCCAUGGUUUGAUUGUUUUAACAGAUUACGUAAACUUUGUUAUAUUAAAUCCAGCUACAAGAAACUAUCGGCUUCUCCCAAAAAGUCCUUUUGUUUGCUCUCGUGGUUUCUAUCGUGCCAUUGGAGGUGUUGGAUUUGUUUAUGACGCGAUCCAAAGGACCUAUAAGGUAGUUAGAAUUUCAGAAAUUUCAGGGGAAGAACCAUUCAAUGACCCUAGUGUGGUGGAUUGGAUAGGGGAGGUUUAUGAUUUUAGCGUUGAUUCGUGGAGAAAUCUACCGUUUGGGGAAGAAGAAUUUCCUUGGCCUUAUAACUGCCCUUUUGCGGAAAUGUAUUACAAGGGCGUUUUCCAUUGGUAUGCCCAUAGAAAUUUGGUGGCAAUUCUUUGUUUUGAUUCUAGCACUGAAGUUUUUCGCAUAAUGCAAGUGCCUGAAAUAUGUUCCUUGUAUGACGAGAAGGUUCAUUGGCUCACGAUCUUAGAUGAGUGUUUAACAUUUAUUUGCUACCCUGACCCGCGAAGGGUAAGUAGUCCACUACAAGAAAUAACUGAUAUUUGGAUAAUGAAAGAGUAUAAUGUGAACGACUCUUGGAUUAAGAAAUUUACAAUAAGAUGUCCACCUAUUGAAUCCCCGUUGGCUAUUUGGAACGACAGUUUAUUGCUUCUUCAAGAUAAAAGGGGAAUUGUGAUUUCAUAUAAUCUAAACUCUGACAAAGUGGAAGAAUAUAAAUUACAUGGUUAUCCAGGGAGUUUGAGAAUUAUAGUUUAUAAAGAGAGCUUGAUGUCAAUCCCUAAAGGUAGCACACAAGUUGAAAAUUAUUAG